UUAAUUUCUUCUUAGUUUCUACUAUCUAAUCAUAUCAUAUAAAAAUUAAUCAACAUGUAACAAUUUUUUAAUCAAUAAUCCAAAUUUCAUUUUAGUUAGUUUCUACAUCACUCUCAUUUCCUAUUAACUUUUUUUCAUUUUCUAUUAUAUUUCAAGUUGUUGCUAAUUAUUGCAAACUUCUCUUCAAACUUUCACCUGAAUCUAUCUUCUGAUGGAGAAGGAAGGUGUUGAACUUCAAACUGAUGCAGUUUCAAUGAUGUCAGAUUCUUCUCUUCUUCAUCAUCAGUCCAGAAGGCCUAGUCUUUCAUCUCUACAAAUACCAACAAGGACACUAGAAAGUGCAUUAUCAUCUUCUACUAAGACAGAUGGUCCUACAUUAUCAAGUCCAGGUUCCACUAGAGGACUGCCACCAAGGCCACAUUCUACCAAAGUCAAGUCUUCUAUGAAAAAUUUACUUUCUGAUAGGAGCUUUAGGACAAAAACUUGUUCAGAAGAUUCUGAAAAGAGAGUUUUGAUUGUUUCUGAUACUUUAUCAUCAGAUAACGGUCCUCUGGAUAAUAAGCCUUCAACUUCAAGGUCUCAUUCACUUAAUAAGAUUCUGUUCCCUUCAUCGAGUAAAGCGGCACAUUCGUUACCGGUUACUCCAAUUGCUAAUUCAGGUGCAGAGAAUGUACAUGGAAGACAUGUAGAGGGUGGUUCUGAUUCAAAUAAAUCGAAAGUGAAUAAGCAUAUGACUCGAUCAUUUUCAGUUCCGGUUAAUGUCAAAGCCACUAAUUUAAGGCCUGCAACAGAUACUAGGCGUCUGGUUCGUGUAAUUUCAGCAAGACCACAGCCAGCAACUACUGAUGGCAUUUCAACCCGCAGUGAUUCAAUGCAAGAGAUCGUCAUUGAAGAUGCUUCUGAGGAUAUUCCAGAAGAAGAAGCAGUUUGCAGGAUUUGUUUGGUGGAGCUUGCGGAAGGGGGGGAUACUCUUAGGAUGGACUGCAGUUGUAAAGGUGAGCUUGCACUUGCUCACCAAGACUGUGCAGUAAAGUGGUUUAGUAUCAAAGGAAAUAAGACAUGUGAUGUCUGCAAGCAGGAUGUCCGGAAUCUUCCAGUAACACUCUUGAAAAUUUCUAGUCCUCCGACUGUUGUUCGGCAUACAUUGAAUGCAUCACAACAGAGAGCAGUAACUAAUUACAGGAUCUGGCAGGAUGUACCUGUACUUGUCUUGGUCAGCAUGCUUGCAUACUUUUGCUUUCUGGAGGAACUACUGGUUUCAGAUUUGGGCCCACGUGCUCUCGCCAUUUCAUUGCCUUUCUCCUGCAUUUUAGGUCUCCUUUCAUCCAUUAUUGCUUCAACCAUGGUAAGCAGGAGUUACAUAUGGGCUUAUGCUUGCUUCCAGUUUGCAUUUGUCAUCCUGUUUGCGCAUAUAUUCUAUUCCAUACUUAAUGUUAGUGCGAUUUUCUCGGUUCUUCUUGCAACAUUCACUGGAUUUGGGAUAGCAAUCAGCAUGAAUUCUCUCCUAAUGGAAUAUAUCAGAUGGGAAACAAAUAGGCAGAUUCGAUCUUCUAAUCAAAAUAUUAUUUCGAGUCAGCAGCAGCAAGAAACUCAGAGACAACCACAUCAACUGCAAAGGAUGCAGCAAGAGCAGCACCAAUGACAGUAGUUGAUACCACUGGUUUAGACCAGUUUUUCAAACUAUAAAGGAUUUUGUUGUUUCUUUUAUUUAUCUUACUCAAUUUUCUAUGAUACUAAAAAAAAUUGAUUCCACCAUGUGUAGUAGUAUUUUAAACUGCAGAAUGCAGACAUAUACUCUAGGAAUGUUUUGUUAAAUAUAAAUAUAUUUGAAGAGUGAAGGUUUCAAUGCCCUUA
Molecule: messenger RNA, 1854 nt
Organism: Medicago truncatula (barrel medic)
Lineage: Eukaryota; Viridiplantae; Streptophyta; Magnoliopsida; Fabales; Fabaceae
Exons: 8
Coding region: 212-1642 (476 amino acids)
Molecular function (GO): zinc ion binding
Source: RefSeq, a predicted model, not a curated record